AACGCCCAGAUACCAUCCCCUGGCCGAGGUAGCUUCGGGGACGGCGCCGGUCCUCGCUCUGGACCUUAAAAGAGCGUGGUGGUCCAGCCUAGGUGUGAGGGGCCGGAGACGACGCGUCGACGGCUACGAGCACCAUUUCUUCGGUGUACCAGACCGGCGGGUCCAGGACCUGGCCGUGUAGCGUACAUUUUGGUGUUACCCAUAAGGGGAACGAUCGUUAUCAGCACGAUAUUGGAAGAUAACCCUCGAAUUGGGACAAGAUUCAGGACCGAAGCGGUCUACAAUCAGCAGAAUCGAGGAUUCGCGUCAUUCCAGCAUUUAGUGUUAAAUUCCGUGCGUUGGACGCUAAAUAACGAAGUGAAAAUCAAAACCGCAUGGGUUUUUAGGUUAUUAGUGUUGUGCCAAUUUCAUUGAACAGAUUACCGGUUAAGUUGCCAAGUUGGUAACAUUGAGUGACUAACUUCACAUCGAACAACUGUCAGCUGUCAGAAUCGGCCAUAGUGUAUAGACUCUAAGUUACGUCAAACUUCAAGUUGUUGACAUAUUAAACGUCAAAUUCAUUUACUUGCCGGAUCGAUAUUGUUAAUCGCUAUUAUAAUAUAGAAAACAAGUGUUACAAUUUAGAGUUAACUUUACUGUGAGAUAUUUGUGUUCAUAGCAAACAUGUCGCUAAAAGCCGCAAAGGUUCAAUUAAAGACGCGUUAUUUAAUGUUAACGGAUUAUGCUGGCACAAUUGUGGUACGACCAGGCACGAUCGCCGCGACCGUAGCAAGGAGGCAUUUCCGAGAAGCCUACAAAACGUAUGUUUCGGCAUACGAGUCAUUGGUGGCGAGUGAUUCGGAACUUGCAGAGGAGGAAAGACUACUGUACCAGCAGCAAUUUAGCGAGGUAAAUCGACUCCUCAUUCAAUUGGAUGAGGCAUCAGAGGAAGAGGAGUCCGGGAGGCCCUCAACCUCAAAACAUCAAGAAGUUGCCCCUGCGCGUAAAGACGCUCUUUGAGGAGCGGCACGGGACAGAUCCGCAAGUGCUACCGACCCUUACCCAGCUAGUGUCGCUACUAGAUGAACAAUGCCGGGUGCAGCAGGCGAUCUCCCCUGCAGCAGUGGAACGAACUCCUGCGGCACGCCGGUCACUCACUGCUAGAGGUCGAGGCGGCGCAGCGCCGGCUCACCACCUGGCAGCCCCCCGGGUCCUGGCAGCACAACCGGAACCCAAUGAUCAGACGACACCAGUUUGUCUUCACGGCCGACAUCCGCAUGAUGUUCAGGCAGACGUGGAUACACCCCGACGAUAGGCGCUAUCAGCUGAUCCUGUGGCGUGAGGAUCCGUCGCAGGACCUACAGGUAUAUGAGUUAAAUACUAAUACCUACGGGCUACGGUCAAGCCCCUUUGUCGCAAUAAGGACGCUAAUACAAUUAGCCAAUGAUUGGCAAGCUCAGCAUCCAGGCUCCCCAGCUGCAGACGUCGUGCGACGGCAGGUAUAUGUUGAUGACGUACUGGCGGGAGCAGAGUCAAUUGCGGAGGCCCAGCAGCUAAAAUCGGAGCUCACAGAUCUCAUGAGCAGUGCUGGGUAUGAACUUAGAAAAUGGUCGUCCAACUGUCGCGAGUUACUGCAGGACCUACCACAGGAAUAUUGUGAGAUACCUCAUCAAUUCGACGCAGAAGAUAAGAGCCUCAUAAAGGUAUUAGGCAUCCAAUGGAACCCGAUAAACGACACAAUGUCAUAUCAAAUCAACGUACCCCUAGGGCAAGCGAUAACCAAGCGAAGCGUGUUAAGUACUAUCGCUCGAUUAUAUGAUCCUUGCGGAUACUGUGCUCCCAUCGUCCUACAGAUUCAAACUGUUUAUGCAAUCACUUUUUUCAGAUGGAAUGACGUGGGAUGA
Leguminivora glycinivorella is the source of this 1883-nucleotide messenger RNA. RefSeq lists its product as uncharacterized. Lineage: Eukaryota; Metazoa; Arthropoda; Insecta; Lepidoptera; Tortricidae. The transcript is spliced from 3 exons. Bases 1062 to 1883 code for a protein of 273 amino acids. The record is from RefSeq and is a predicted model, not a curated record.